Messenger RNA from Choloepus didactylus (southern two-toed sloth), 900 nucleotides. It is a transcript of the gene TAS2R4, whose product is annotated as taste 2 receptor member 4. Gene Ontology annotation, molecular function: bitter taste receptor activity; G protein-coupled receptor activity. The transcript has a single exon. NCBI's taxonomy places the organism in Eukaryota, Metazoa, Chordata, Mammalia, Pilosa, Megalonychidae. Gene Ontology annotation, biological process: G protein-coupled receptor signaling pathway; detection of chemical stimulus involved in sensory perception of bitter taste; sensory perception of taste. The coding region runs from base 1 to 900 and encodes 299 amino acids. Gene Ontology annotation, cellular component: membrane. The record is from RefSeq and is a predicted model, not a curated record.
AUGCCUGGGAUAUUCUUUUUUCCUGUUAUUGCUGCAGUAAUUCUGAAUUCUGUAGGGCUCAUUGUGAACCUGUUUAUUGCAGUGGUCACAUUCAAGAAUUGUGUCAAAAGGCUUAGACUCUCCUCUUCUGAUAGGAUCCUCUUCAGCUUGGCCAUUACCAGACUUCUUAUGCUGGGACUGUUUGUACUGAACAUUAUCUUCGUCUUCAUUGCUGAGUUUGCUGAAAGGUCAAUCUACGUGCCCAAGUUUUUUCUGCUGUGUUGGGUGUUUUUGGACUCAUGUGGUCUCUGGAUUGUGACCUUGCUCAACACAUUGUACUGUGUGAAGCUUACUAACUUCCAAAACUCAAUAUUUCUCCUGCUGAAACGGAAUCUCUCCUCAAAGACCCCCAGGCUGCUGCUGGCCUGUGUGCUGAUUCCUGCCUUCACCACUCUCCUAUAUGUUGUGCUCAGCAAAAGAUCUCUGUUUCCUGAAUCUGUGAGCAGCAUGAAUGGCACAGUAUUUAACAUCUAUGAAGAAAUGUCAUCUUUGAUGACCUUCUUGGUCCUGAGCUCAUUUCUCCAGUUCAUCAUUAAUAUAAUUUCUGCUUCCUUGUUAAUAAAUUCCUUGAGGAGACAUAUACAGAGGAUGCAGAGAAACACCACCAAGUUUUGGAAUCCUCAGACUGAAGCUCAUGUAGGUGCUAUGAAACUAAUGAUUUAUUUCCUCAUUCUCUAUAUUCCAUAUUCAGUAACUACCGUGUUCCCAUAUAUCUCUUUUUUUGAAAAGAUGAAUUUGGGAGCCAAAAGCAUUUGUUUUAUUAUUCCCAGCUUUUACCUUCCAGGACAUUCUGUUCUUAUUGUUCUCACACAUCCCAAACUGAAAGCAAAAGCAAAGAAGAUUUUUUGUUUCAACAAAUAG